AUGCGGACAAUCUUAUUCUCUACGGAAAGGGUGACUGCUAAUAGCUGGGAAAGUGGACUGUUCAUUUUAUUCUUGGUUGUAUUUGCUCUAAUUGCGGCUGGUUACGUGUUUAUUAAGGGGCUAGAAGACCCCUCAAGGAGCAAGUAUAAACUUAUACUAAACUGUUCUCUUAUUGUUACUUCUGUGAUACCUCCCGAGUUACCAAUGGAAUUAUCUAUAGCUGUUAAUACUUCUCUGAUUGCACUUGCACGCCGAGGAAUUUUUUGCACAGAACCUUUUCGGAUACCAUUUGCUGGGAAGGUUGAUAUAUGUUGUUUUGACAAGACUGGGACACUUACAUCUGAUGACAUGGAAUUUUCCGGACUGGUUGGGUUGACAGAAACUACAGAUUUGGAAUCUGACAUGAGUAAAGUGCCUGUGCGAACAGUAGAAAUCCUGGCUUCUUGCCAUGCGUUGGUAUUUGUUGAGAAUAAGCUGAAGCAUGCCACAGUUCAAUAUUUCCCCUCAACUUUUUUCCUCCUUAAUCCAUUGUCCUCUGGUUUAUAG
This is a messenger RNA of Vicia faba (fava bean), 546 nucleotides long. The record is from the annotation of a GenBank genome assembly. Lineage: Eukaryota; Viridiplantae; Streptophyta; Magnoliopsida; Fabales; Fabaceae.